This is a messenger RNA of Austrofundulus limnaeus, 3006 nucleotides long. It is a transcript of the gene slc39a14, whose product is annotated as solute carrier family 39 member 14. Gene Ontology annotation, biological process: intracellular monoatomic cation homeostasis; zinc ion import across plasma membrane. The record is from RefSeq and is a predicted model, not a curated record. NCBI's taxonomy places the organism in Eukaryota, Metazoa, Chordata, Actinopteri, Cyprinodontiformes, Rivulidae. Gene Ontology annotation, cellular component: plasma membrane. Gene Ontology annotation, molecular function: monoatomic cation:bicarbonate symporter activity; zinc ion transmembrane transporter activity.
CGUCAUCACCCCUCAGACCUACGGGUGCAGUUUGUGAUGAAACGUAACUAAAAAAAAAAACAACAACUGUCAGUCCGUGAAUGGAUGAGGCCAGCUGAGACUCCCGGCUGUUCCCACAGGACGUUUUCUGAUUCACUCCGAGUCUCCAGCGCGUGUCUGAGCCGGAGGGAAGCUGCCGUUCGCGGGGAUUGACGUCAGAAAGCCUGCGUUGGUUACCUCCAUCACCUCCGGUAGCAGAAACAGUCAUUACAGCUGAUGAGUGGACCUGCAGCUUCUGUAUAAAGAGGCCGAGCUGAAGCCUCUGCAGACUGUCGGCCCAGGAGAAACCAUCAGGAGCUUCUGCUGCAGGAAAGGCUUUCUUCAGGUGCUGCUUCUCCUCCGAUCCCACCCUCCGUCUCACCUUACAGGUGAUCCGUGGCAUCACUCGGCAUACUGACGGCCUCGGGCCGGGCUCACUGAAACCAGAACUUUAAGCUGCAGCUGCCGUCAGGGGGCCUGAAGGAACAGAAAACAUCCAUCACCCUCUGAAGGAGUCAUGCUCAUCCGGUCCCGUCAUGGCUGGCCCACUAUGACCAUCGCCCUCCCCUGUUCCCAGCCAGCGCUCCUCCUCCUCAUCGUGCUCCUCUGCCCGGUCGGUCAGGCUUCAGGUCAGGGAGGAGAUCAGUCACCUGCGCAGGUGCUUCAGGACCUGCUGGCCCGCUAUGGGGACAACAGCACCAUCACGGUGCCUCAGCUGCGCUCGCUGCUAGCUGCCCUCAGCCGGGGUCAAAGUGAUGGCGAGGAGGUGGAGACGACACAGGCCACGCCCCUCAAAACCAACGCCUCAAAGUGUCUGCCCGCGGACACGCUGGCGUUCUACAGCAUCAGCGAGCAGACCCGGGUAGACGGGCCGGGCUUCCAGAAGCUGUGUCCCACCAUGCUGCAGCAGCUGGACGCCGGUGCCUGCAAGAAGAAGGAGGGGGAGGAGGAGCCGAGCGCUGACUCCUCCCCUCGGCCCUCAGACGCAGAAGUGUGGGGUUAUGGGAUCCUGUGUGUGACACUGAUCUCUCUGUGCUCGCUGGUCGGGGCCAGCGUGGUGCCCUUCAUGAGGAAAACCUUUUACAAGCGGCUGCUGCUCUACUUCAUAGCCCUGGCCAUCGGCACGCUCUACUCCAACGCUCUGUUUCAGCUCAUCCCAGAGGUUAGCGCCACGUCUGCUCGAUUCGCUGAGCGCUUGGGUGAAAAAGGGGCCUUUGGCUUUGACCCGAAGGUGGACUUCUACGUGUCCAAAUCUGCGGUGGUCUUCGGGGGCUUCUACCUCUUCUUCUUCACGGAAAAGGUCCUGAAGGUCCUCCUUAAACAGAAGCAUGGGGGCCACGGCCACAGCCAUCACACCGGGGCGGAUCAUUACUCGAUGCCUCAUGAGGACUUGGAGGAGGGGGAGAAGCUGCAGCAGAACGGCGAGGCUAACAGUUUAGCUCAGGGGAAGGUGGACGCAGGCGAAGGCGAGCUGAUGCUCAGUCCUGGACAAACACCGCCGGAGUCCCAGAGUCCAGACAACGUCUCCCGCUCCGGAAGGCGUGGCGGCGCCUGCUACUGGCUGAAAGGAACGACCUACUCUGACAUCGGCACUCUGGCCUGGAUGAUCACAUUGAGCGACGGGCUGCACAACUUCAUCGACGGGUUAGCUAUCGGCGCCUCCUUCACGGCCUCCGUCUUCCAGGGCAUCAGCACCUCCGUGGCCAUCCUGUGUGAAGAGUUUCCUCAUGAGCUGGGAGACUUUGUCAUCCUGCUGAACGCGGGGAUGAGCCUCCAGCAGGCGCUCUUCUUUAACUUCCUGUCGGCGUGCUGCUGCUACCUGGGGAUGGGCUUCGGGAUCCUGGCGGGGAACAGCUUCUCGCCCAACUGGAUCUUCGCUCUGGCCGGAGGGAUGUUCCUCUACAUCGCUCUGGCGGACAUGUUUCCAGAGAUGAACGAGGUGAGCCGCGAGGAGGAGGACGCCGGCGGCAGCCGCUUCCUCAUCACCUUCGCCAUCCAGAACGCGGGGCUGCUGACGGGUUUCUCCAUCAUGCUGCUCCUCACCACGUACUCGGGUCACAUCCAGCUGGGCUAGCGUCGGAGCGUCUGGGGUUUCGGUCGUGCGGCUGGUUCGCACCACUUCCUGUUUCCUCCUAAAGUUUGAAAACAUCGACUGGAGCAGCAAAAUAAAAAAACAAGACGAUGUUUUGAACCUCCAGAUCCCAGACCUGAUCAGAACUUUAGGAGCUCCUUUUUUUUCCCAUUUCAUACCAAAAAAUCAGAAACAAUCUUUAUGGACCUAAACUGGAAUUAUUACCCAAACAACUUCCAGGUGUUUUUUUAUUUUUAUUUGUUGUAGCGGGACGUCAAGAGACCAAAAAUGACCAGAUAGUUUUUCUCCAUGAAGGGCUAAAUGAAAACUGAACCGUUAUCUGUAGUUUCCCAUCAGAUUAAUUAUUAAUAAUCCAGAUUAAAGCUGCUCGUUGCAAAGUAGUGAUGUUUGAUCAAAUCAAUGAAGUAAGAAACUUUUUUAUGUUUUGUUGUUUUGUGUCUCCACCUCAUGAACACAAUAUUCUGUAACUUCCUGCAGGUUUUUAUGAAGAACGUGGUCAGUGUUACACCUCAGUUAGUGUUGAAGAGAAACAGAAACCUGCAGUUUUAUGUCAGGACAGGUGAGUUGACAGGUGAGUUGACAGGUGAGUUGACAGGUGAGCGUUCUCUCCGCCGAGGCUCAAAACUGCAACAACUCCUUUAUUUUGUAGAGUUUCAACCUGUUCUCCAGAUCAAACAGAAUGUAAGAUGUUCUCGCUCACGUGUUUGUGAGACGAAGCGAGGACUAAGCCCCGCCCCCUGCAGCAAACACUAAGCCCCGCCCCCUUCAGAAAACUACCAGCAGCUGCAUGUGUUCAGGUUCGCAGGACGUUUGACACAAACGCUCCGACUGACCAGGUCCAGUCCAGAGAGAGACCAGGUCCAGUCCAGAGAGAGACCAGGUCCAGUCCAGAGAGA